Messenger RNA from Diaporthe citri, 1494 nucleotides. RefSeq lists its product as uncharacterized. The transcript has 4 exons. The record is from RefSeq and is a predicted model, not a curated record. Bases 1 to 1494 code for a protein of 497 amino acids. Gene Ontology annotation, molecular function: transmembrane transporter activity. Gene Ontology annotation, cellular component: membrane. NCBI's taxonomy places the organism in Eukaryota, Fungi, Ascomycota, Sordariomycetes, Diaporthales, Diaporthaceae. Gene Ontology annotation, biological process: transmembrane transport.
AUGUCCGACAAAGGCGACUCGGUCACCGAGGUUGAAGACUUCAGACACGAGCAGGGCGCCGGCAAUGGGAGUGGCAGCGGCAGCGGCAGCGGCAGUGCCAACAUUCUUGACGACGACAGCAAGGUCCUCGCAGCUCACCCAUCAGAUGUCUCGCCCCAGACAGGCGCCGGUAGCGGCGUCCGCCGUGGCCUACAGCCGCCAGAGUUCCUACUGAACAUGUCCAUGGAGGAGAGGCUGGAGCUGGAGACAAAACUCAAAAGGAAGAUCGACCUUCGUCUCAUGCCCGCGAUUAUCCUCAUGUACAUCCUCAAUUACAUCGACAGAAACAACAUCGCGGCUGCCAAGCUCGCCGGGUUGGAGGAGGACCUCGGCCUGUCGUCGACCGAGUAUGAGACGGCCGUGUCCAUCCUCUUUGUGGGCUACCUGCUAAUGCAGAUCCCCUCGAACCUGUUCCUCAACAAGCUCGGCAAGCCGGCCCUGUACCUGCCGGCCUGCAUGAUCGUCUGGGGCGUCAUCUCCGCCGCCACCGCGUCGUGCUACAAUGCGGCUGGGCUGCUGUCUGUGCGGUUCUUCUUGGGUUUUGUGGAGGCUGCUUAUUUUCCUGGAAACAUGGAUGGCGCCAGGGGCAUGCGGGCAUGGAAAUGGCUGUUCAUCAUCGAGGGCGUGGUCACCGUUGUCGUGGCCUUUGGCGCCUUCUUUGUCCUUCCAAACUUCCCCAGGACGACAAUGUGGCUGUCCGAAGAGGAGAGGCAGCUGGCCGUUUGGAGGCUCGAGGAGGACAUUGGCGAGGACGAUUGGGUCGACAGCGAGCAUCAGAGCUUUUGGCAGGGCGCCAAGCUGGCGUUCGUGGAUGUCAAAACUUACGUGCUGAUGGUCCUCCUCUUCUGCAUAGUCUCCUCAGGCUCCGUCACCAACUUCUUCCCCACCGUGGUCAAGACCCUGGGUUAUUCCAAUGUCUACUCGCUCUUACUCACCGCCCCGCCCUACGUAAUCGCCGUCAUCGCCACCUACUGCAACGCGCUGCACGCCGACCGCACAGGCGAGCGCUACCUGCACAUCACGAUACCGCUCCUCUGCGCGGUGGCCUCCUUCGUCCUCGCCGCGACGACCUCGUCCCUCGCGCCCCGCUAUGUCAGCAUGUGCCUGAUGGUCCCCUCCGUCUACUCGGGCUAUGUCGUCGCCCUUGCCUGGAUCAGCAACACCAUCCCCCGCCCGCCCGCCAAGCGCGCCGCCGCGCUGGCGUUCAUCAACGCCGUCUCCAACUCGAGCAGCAUCUAUGCGAGUUACAUGUACCCCAACAGCGCCGCGCCGGCGUAUACGGUUGCGUUCAUUGUCAACAGUGCGACGUCGUUUGUGGCCAUCUGCGCGGCUACCGUGCUGAGGGUCAUGCUUGUGCGCCUGAACAAGAAGCUGGAGAGGGGCGUGUAUGUGCCGGGUGCUAUCAAUGCUGCACCUGGUGCGGCGGCUGCUCAUGGGUUUAGGUUCAAGGUUUGA